Molecule: messenger RNA, 1482 nt
Organism: Pezoporus occidentalis (night parrot)
Lineage: Eukaryota; Metazoa; Chordata; Aves; Psittaciformes; Psittacidae
Gene: SLC51A
Product: solute carrier family 51 member A
Exons: 9
Coding region: 216-1235 (339 amino acids)
Biological process (GO): bile acid and bile salt transport
Cellular component (GO): endoplasmic reticulum membrane; plasma membrane
Molecular function (GO): transporter activity
Source: RefSeq, a predicted model, not a curated record
GGAGGCGGAGGCGCGCUGGCACGGGUGAUGUCCGCCUGCCGCGGCUCGCCGGGUCGGUAACCGAGCGGCCGAGGGCACGGCAAUGGGCGCGGGCAGCGGCGGAGGCUGCUGGUUAAACUGGAACGAGGCGCGGCGUCCUCCCCGCGUUCCCUGCCCUGGGACUCUGACCCCGAGGCGAGCGGUGCUGGGACGGAGCCGCGGAGGAGCAGAGCAGGAUGGACGCCGCCAUGGAGCUGGCAGACGACCCUAGGUUCCCUCGCCCACUGGUGGAGAUGCUGAUGAGGAACUUCAGCGUGCCGGCAGCAUGCUUCUCCCUACCUCCCACCUCCCGGCACCUGCUGCAGCAGCUGGACAUGGCCCAACUCGCCAUCAUGGGUCUUGCCACCAUCAUGACACUGCUGUCGGUCGCAAUCUUUGUGGAAGAGGUUUUCUACCUCAUCCGCAAGAUCCGCUGCCCCAUCAAGAUGAAGACCCUCUGCUGGAGCAGCUCAGCCCCUACGGUUGUGUCUGUGGUCAGCUGCUUCGGGCUGUGGAUCCCACGCUCCAUGAUGGUGGUGGAGAUGGCUACCACAGCGUACUUUGCUGUCUGCUUCUACCUCCUGAUGCUGGUCAUGGUCGAGGGCUUUGGGGGGAAGGAGGCAGUGCUCAGCACCCUGAAGAAUGUGCCCAUGGUUGUCAGCACUGGGCCCUGCUGCUGCUGCUGCCCCUGCCUGCCCCGAAUCACCAUGAGCAGGAGAAAGCUUAAGCUGCUGAUGCUGGGGACUUUCCAGUACGCCUUCUGCAGGGCAGCUGGCGUCUUCCUGGGGCUGGUGCUGGCCACCGAUGGGAACUACAACCCUGCUGAUAUCUCAGCAGAGAGUGUGGCCCUCUGGAUCAACACCGUGGUCGGUGCCUCCACGCUCUUUGGGCUGUGGGCCCUGGGCAUCCUCUUCCGGCAGGCACGGCUGCACCUGACCGAGCAGAACAUCAAGGCCAAGUUUGCCUGUUUUCAGAUCCUCCUCCUCCUGACGGCACUGCAGCCCGCCAUCUUCAGCAUCCUGGCCAACAACGGCAGCAUCGCCUGCUCGCCACCCUUCUCCUCCAAGGCCAGGUCGCAGCAGAUGAACGUGCAGCUGCUGAUCCCGCAAACCUUCAUCUUGGCAGUGGUGACGCGGAUAUACUACCGCAAACAGGAUGACAAGCCAGGCUAUCAGCCUGUCUGCUUCACGCCUGCAUGCACCAGCACCAAGCCGUGAGCAGGAGGGAGCAACUGGGGUGCCAAGGGGCAGAAUGAGGUGAGGGGCUGUUCUGCCUGUACACCACCUCCUCCUCCUCCAACCCUGGGGAGCUACUGGCAGCAGAGGAGGCAGAGGGGAGAAGAACAUCUUGGCAUGGGGUGAAAGGGUCCAAAACCUGAAAGCUACGAGCCAAAGGGAUCUGUGAAGCUGCCUCCAGCCUGGGGGUCUCUUAUCUGGCACUGAAUAAAGAUAAGUUUGUACCUGA